Messenger RNA from Ipomoea triloba (trilobed morning glory), 1076 nucleotides. RefSeq names its product ras-related protein RABH1e-like. The record is from RefSeq and is a predicted model, not a curated record. The transcript has 6 exons. Gene Ontology annotation, molecular function: GTPase activity; GTP binding. Bases 153 to 776 code for a protein of 207 amino acids. NCBI's taxonomy places the organism in Eukaryota, Viridiplantae, Streptophyta, Magnoliopsida, Solanales, Convolvulaceae.
UUCAAAGGCAGUCUGCGCAUUUCGUUGUCCGUUCUUCGCUCCCUUCCUUCUUAGUGCUUCUCUCUCGUAUUCCACCGAUCCAGAUCUGAUCUCCCUCCAAACGCUGAGAAGAAAAGUUUGAAACGCAGAGAUUUUAACCGAAACACAACGUAAUGGCGGUGGUAUCGCCUCUGGCCAAGUAUAAGCUGGUGUUUCUCGGUGAUCAAUCGGUCGGCAAAACCAGCAUUAUCACUCGCUUCAUGUACGAUAAAUUCGAUACUACCUAUCAGGCUACGAUUGGAAUUGAUUUUUUAUCUAAGACAAUGUACCUUGAAGAUCGAACAGUUCGCUUGCAACUCUGGGAUACUGCUGGACAGGAGAGGUUUAGAAGUCUUAUCCCAAGUUACAUCAGAGAUUCUUCUGUUGCAGUGAUAGUAUAUGAUGUUGCAAACCGUCAAUCAUUUUUUAACACUUCAAAAUGGAUUGAGGAAGUACGCACUGAAAGAGGCAGUGAUGUCAUUAUUGUUCUUGUUGGGAACAAAACUGAUCUUGUUGAUAAAAGGCAAGUUUCAAUAGAAGAAGGUGAUGCCAAGGCUCGGGAGUUCGGUGUCAUGUUUAUAGAAACCAGUGCUAAGGCUGGAUUCAAUAUCAAGCCUUUAUUCCGUAAGAUUGCGGCUGCCUUGCCAGGGAUGGAGACACUUUCAUCCACAAAACAGGAAGAUAUGGUUGAUGUGAAUUUGAAGCCCACCACAAAUACUAAUUCUGCAGAGCAACAAGGUGGAGGUUGCGCAUGCUAGAGUUUGUACUUUACAUGGAAGAAAAAAAACUAAAGAAAAAGAAGUUGGAAAUACUAAAAACUUAGGGUGUUCAAUUAGAUACACUAUUAUUAUUACUAUUACUAUUGUUCAAGAUAUGUUUUGGAACCAGGAUUGAAUGGUCUUCUAGGUAGCUGGCAGUCUGCUAUAGGAUACCAAGUUGGAGACGUCCUUAAUGUGGUUGUUACUAUAAAACAUGAUUCACAAUUUUUGUUUAUUGUCCGGAUGAAACCAGUUGGUUUGCUUUUGAUGGUAAGAUGAGCAAGUUUAAUUUGGCGCAAA